UAUUUUAGCCAUUAUAAUAAAUCUCUGGAUCUGAGUUUACCAAUUCGUUUUGCUAACUUACCAAAUAAUGCUUUAUUAGAACUUCGUCCAGCUAAAAAUAUUCGCAAGGAGAGUUUAGUAACUGUUGGUCUACAGCUUGAAUCUGGCGAGCGAUUCAUGGAAGAUUUUCCACCAUCUUCUUCAGUUUCAGAUGUUAUAGAGAAAUGUCUUCGUUCAAGGACUGAUACUGAUAAUUUACAAGAAAAAGGAGAAACUGUUUGCAUUUAUAUGCGACAAACGUUAUCUGGAGAUGCUUUGAAAACUACCUCACUUAGGAGCUUAGGCCUAACAGAAGGGAAAGCUAUAAUAAGGUUAUUGUACAGGAAACCUGAAGAAUUAGAGCAUCAAGCCCAUAUUUCUGCUCCUUUAACUAAGUCAUCUAAUGUUGAAUCAGUAGUUAUUUUUGAGGAACAGAAUAUUACCAAUGAACAAGUCAGAAAACAACCUCGUUUAAGUAAUACUGAAACAAGGUACAGUGAUGUACGUAAUGAUGUGGAAAAUAAUUUAAAUUCUAUUAGUUCAGAACAAAAUUAUUAUGCAUCAAAUGAAGAUACUAUAGAUUUAGAACAGAAUGUGAGAAAAGAAAUGGAUGUUGAAAAUGUACUUGACAAAAAGGCACCAGCAGUUGAGGAAAAAGAUUCAAGUGGAGAUUUAAAUAGUGAAAGUCAACUUUCUAACCAAAAUAUGGAAGUUGAUGAUGUAACUGUAUGUGAAGAUGAAUCUUCAUCUGUUAGUGUAGAGGACAUUAAGUAUAUUGCUGAAAGGCAUGCUGUUUUGUACAGUUUAGACCAUAUAACAGAUGUGAAAAAAGCUGACUUACCAGAUGAAUUUUUUGAACUGACAGUCGAUGAUGUGAAAUAUCUGUUGGCUGAAUAUAAAAGAACUAGAGAUGAAUUAGAAAAUCAACCAUUGUUAACAAAAGAACAAAGGCAAAGACAAGUGGUGCAAAAACUUGCUUAUUAUCAUCAAGCUGUUAUUCGUGUUUACUUUCCUGAAAAAUUAGUUUUACAAGCAGUUUUCAUGGUUGAUGAAAAAGUUCAAGCCAUAUCUGAUUUUGUGAGAAAUUUCUUAGAAAAUAAGGAUUUGAAUUUUUAUUUAUAUAUUACUCCACCAAAAGAAAAAUUAAAUCUUUCAAAAACAAUAUUGGAGUCUAUGUUAGUACCUGCAGCAGUGAUAUAUUUUGGAUGUGAAGCUCAGCAAUCUAAUUACUUGGACAAAUCUUUAUUGAAUAAGUUAUCCGAUCCUAGAGCUGCUUCAUUAGCAGCUUCUGAAUCCAGGAAACAAAGUUUUUCAAAUGUACCAAUUGCUGACAUCAGUGAAAAUGCAGAUGAUCCUACUGCAUCAGAGAAUACAAGUGAGAAUUUUCCUUCUACAACAGCCGCUUUUCAACAGAAUGUGAAACGAGAAGAGAAAAAAAUUCCGAAGUGGCUGAAAUUAAGUAGACAAUGAUGAAUGUAUAGGAAGAAGUGCAUCAUAAACAUGUAAUUUCAAUAAGUUUAAUAAAGUUAAUUUUGUGUUAAUGGUUUGAAA
Stegodyphus dumicola is the source of this 1569-nucleotide messenger RNA. RefSeq names its product tether containing UBX domain for GLUT4. Gene Ontology annotation, biological process: glucose homeostasis; signal transduction; intracellular protein transport. Gene Ontology annotation, cellular component: vesicle membrane; nucleus; cytoplasm. The record is from RefSeq and is a predicted model, not a curated record. NCBI's taxonomy places the organism in Eukaryota, Metazoa, Arthropoda, Arachnida, Araneae, Eresidae.